Messenger RNA from Medioppia subpectinata, 423 nucleotides. Lineage: Eukaryota; Metazoa; Arthropoda; Arachnida; Sarcoptiformes; Oppiidae. The record is from the annotation of a GenBank genome assembly.
AUGGCGCCUGAGAUAAUCAAAGGCGUUAAAUAUAACCAAUCGGUGGACUUUUGGUCGUUUGGCAUAUUGUUGUACGAAAUGGUUUGCGGUUCGUCUCCUUUCCACGGGACUGAUGAGGAAGAGCUGCUUUGGAAUUUGCUAAACAAAAAUGCUGAGCAACGGUUGGGAAUGCCUAUGUGUACGGCCGGACCCAUACGGACACAACCAUUCUUUAAAAGUGUUGAGUGGCAUAAAGUAGAGAAAUGUCAAAUAAAGCCACCCUUCGUACCCGAACUCUGCUCAUCUUUUGAUGUCUCAUAUUUUGACGUGUAUUUCACUAAAGAAGAGCCAAAGUUGACACCAGUUUGCGAAAAAAUUACUCUUUCAAUCGAUCAAACAUUGUUUGAUGGCUUCAGUUAUACCAACCAUAAUAUGACCGAUUGA